AAUUUUGAUUGAAUCUAAAUACAGUAAUUGGCAAUAUUCAUCUCGUACUUCCGCGAUCUGUGUUUUAGUAUUGCCUGUUAAAGAUUGCCAGUAUCGUGGUUGGAGAAAGAGUUACUAGUAGAUUAGUUUGGCCAAUCUGGGAAACAUGUCCCGUCUCAAUAAGGGACAUCAACUGCUGACUGCGUGUCGUCGCUUGUCCAAUGUCAAGCUUCACGAGCAAGACGCUCACAGCAACCAGCAGGCCUUUGCCCAGACUCGUGCCGCAUCUAGCUGUGUAGAAACGAUCCGUCAAGCAAGGCCUUCCCUUGAUCAGCCAGUACUCAGCUCGGGAGAUAACGUUCAAUUCAAAGUUCCUGAAAAGGAGACGAAAAUUUCAAAUCUCCAAAAUGGAAUGAAAGUAGCCACUGAGAAUUCCUAUGGGCAGUUCGUCACAAUUGGACUUUUCCCUCGCAUUGGUUCACGCUUCGACGAUGGCUACACGCCAGGGAUAUCGCACGUCCUGGAACGUAUGGCCUUCACGGGAUCUCGAAAGUACCCAUCACGGGCACACGUGAUGGCAGAGCUGGACCAGUACGGUGGCUUAGUUGACUGCCAGUUUCACAGGGAAGUCGGAGUGUACACAUUGUCAGUCCUGGCCAAUGGCCUUGAGAAGGCCAUGGAAAUCCUAGCAGACGUCACACUGCACCCGCAGAUAUCCCAGGAACGACUGGAAGAGGCACAGACUGCAGUGAUGUUUCACUUGGAGGAUCUGGACAUGCAGGCCAACCAAGAGCAACGGCUAGCUGAUCUAAUUCACCGGGCUGCGUACGGUGACAGUGGUCUGGGCCUGCCUCGCCUUUGUCCCGAUGACAACGUGAAGAAGAUCACGAAUGAAGAGCUGGUGCGAUACUUGCGCGCAAAGAUGUGCCCGUCCGACAUGACCCUAGCAGCUGUAAAUGUGGACCACGAGCAGUUUCAAGCACUGGCCGAGCAGUACUUUGGAACAGGAGAGCCCAGCUGGGGCAAGAUGGCAACCAGCACAGAGCCCUGUGCCCCCGCAGUCUACAAGCCAUGCUUUGUAAAGGAUGCCAGGAAAAUGGAGCGUGCCGUCGUGCAUGCUAAUCAACUGCCGGACGUUGCUCACUACUCCAUGGCGUACCGAUCGUGUUCGUAUCGUGAUGAUGACUUUGUGGCCACUUGUGUCCUCAACACUUUGAUGGGAGGUGGAAGUAGCUUUUCGGCUGGCGGGCCCGGAAAGGGCUUGUUCUCGCGUCUUUACACAAAUGUCCUCUCGCAGAACUUCUUCGUUAUGAGUGCCAUCGCUACAAACUACCCCUACGCCGACACGGGUCUUUUUACCUUCAACGGCAGUUGCUCACCCGGGGAUCUGGGGAAGCUGGCACAUGUUAUGUCCGCUGAAGUUGGACGGUUAGCUAGAGAUCCAUUCACAGAGGAGGAGGUAUCCAGAGCAAAGCAGCAAAUGCUGAGUUUGCUAUUCAUGAACCUGGAAUCGCGUGCCAUUAACUUGGAGGAUAUUGGCAGACAAGUACUGGAGCUGGGGCUGCGGGAAAAUGGCGAGCAGCUAAGGCAGAAAAUUGUCAACGUCAGCGUGGAGGACAUCACGCGUGUUGCUCGUAAACUGUUCGACUCACCGCCGGCAUUUGCCGCGCUCGGUGAUGUCAGUGCGUUGCCAGCAAGCAUGACCUAGAAUAGGAUUCAGCACUAACUUAUUAUUCCCCAAGUACCCGGGAUACCUUUGAAAGUGUGCCCACGUGCAGUAGUGGGUUUCCGUAGGGUAAGGUUCCCAAUGAAGAACAUCAUCAGCUUGAGUGCUUGCUCGUGUGCUCUUACAGUAUUACAGAUACAUACCACGUGUUCUCUAGUGCUUUUCUUGCUCCGGUAUUUUUAUAUUUUGAUUUGAAAUAUUCCUAGCUGACCCCUACCAUGUUGGUGCCCUGCAUGCAGUGUAACACUAACGCACAAAAACAAUAAUAGCUCAGAACUUCUUCUUGGAUUCCUUUCUUUUCUCCACUCAUCAUUUUUUCGUCUGAUGUGGAGAGAUUAACCAGCGAUUAAAUCUGAUGAUACAUGAAAAGCACAGAAUAAAAGCAAUUGCAGUGAUGCAAUGUGCAGUACCAGUCGUUAAAUCACUAGCUAUACCAGCGGCAGCUCGGCCAGGUUCAGGGUCGUCACAACAACGGAAAUAUACAACAGAAUGAUGAAAUUGAGCAGGGUGGGAACACAAGCAAUUGAAUUAUAGCAGGUGGUGAUAGUACUUUUUGUCCUGCCAGCGGAUACGAGAAAAUACACACAACUGCACACAAACACACACACACACA
Sycon ciliatum is the source of this 2318-nucleotide messenger RNA. RefSeq names its product mitochondrial-processing peptidase subunit alpha-like. Lineage: Eukaryota; Metazoa; Porifera; Calcarea; Leucosolenida; Sycettidae. The coding region runs from base 146 to 1687 and encodes 513 amino acids. The transcript has 10 exons. The record is from RefSeq and is a predicted model, not a curated record. Gene Ontology annotation, molecular function: metal ion binding; metalloendopeptidase activity. Gene Ontology annotation, cellular component: mitochondrion.